Leguminivora glycinivorella is the source of this 1105-nucleotide messenger RNA. RefSeq names its product fatty acid 2-hydroxylase (gene Fa2h). The transcript is spliced from 6 exons. Gene Ontology annotation, biological process: lipid biosynthetic process; fatty acid metabolic process. Lineage: Eukaryota; Metazoa; Arthropoda; Insecta; Lepidoptera; Tortricidae. Gene Ontology annotation, molecular function: heme binding; fatty acid 2-hydroxylase activity; iron ion binding. Bases 25 to 1035 code for a protein of 336 amino acids. The record is from RefSeq and is a predicted model, not a curated record. Gene Ontology annotation, cellular component: endoplasmic reticulum; membrane.
UCGGUCGCGGCAGCCGCUAACGCCAUGGCGUUCCCUGUAAGACUCGACGACCAAAACUAUGACAUAAAAAAGUUCUUACGCGACCACCCCGGCGGCACAAACACGUUGAAAAACUAUAAAGGGAAAAAUAUAUUGCAGGCGAUGGAAAAAUUUGGACAUAGUGUUAAUGCUUAUCAUAUGUUGAAUGAUUUCAAAGUGGAGAGUGAGAAAGAUGGUAAUUUGUGUAGUGUUAGUGAAAAUGGUAGGAUAAUCACGAGAGAAGAGGAUAGGAGGGAUAAGGAGGAGAUCGCUUAUUUAGAGGAACUGGAGGCUCGAUUGGACUGGUCAAAGCCUCUCCUAUCGCAACUAGACGCCAUCGCCCCAGACUACGAGAAGUGGGUAAACAGUGCUGUGUACCGGCAUUGUCGACUCUUCAGCAGCCCAGUGUUGGAAGCGCUUACCUUCACACCCUGGUACCUGGUCCCAGCUUGCUGGUUACCAGCUAUACUGUGGCUGGCCACACAUCAAUACAGAGAGCACGUGGCUCAAGACAGCACCGAUGCCCUCUCCAUCCUUCAGUUUUCCUGGCACCUCGCGCUGGGCCUAUUCCUAUGGUCCAUCAUAGAAUACUCGCUCCACCGAUGGGUCUUCCACUUAGACCCUGGGAAGAACCUCACCAUGAUCAAGAUACAUUUCCUUGUACAUGGUCUACAUCAUAAGAUGCCGUUCGACGGUCUUCGCCAAGUAUUUCCACCGGUGCCCGCCCUGAUGCUGGCAUGCCUCAUUUAUCAGCCAGUCUCCUGGUUUCUGAGUUACCCACUCAUCAAACUCACUGGUGGACUCAUAGGUUAUUUAACGUACGACAUGAUACACUAUUACGUGCACCACGGCUCGCCCGCUGACGGCACUUACCUCUACGCGAUGAAGCGCUACCAUUCCAACCAUCACUUCGUUAAUCAUGACAAAGCAUUCGGUAUCAGCAGUGAAAUCUGGGACCACGUGUUCAAAACCUUCGUGAAGCUACGGACGCUCGGAUUCAGCUUACGUUGGAACUGAUCCUUUUGGAACCUCUGAACUGAUAUUCAGAAUUAGAUAAGAGUAUAAUAAAGCAGUACUUAACUAACAU